This is a messenger RNA of Theileria annulata, 642 nucleotides long. RefSeq lists its product as uncharacterized. The record is from RefSeq and is a predicted model, not a curated record. The transcript has 2 exons. Lineage: Eukaryota; Apicomplexa; Aconoidasida; Piroplasmida; Theileriidae. Bases 1 to 642 code for a protein of 213 amino acids.
AUGCCCCUAAAAUGCCCAUAUAAAGCUUGCAUAUCAAUUUUCCUUUUAUCUUUCAAUGUUGCUGAAUCUCGACGAUAUAGUAAUGUUAGAGUUCUAGAUAUUCAUCCUACAGCAAAUAAUCCAUAUUUUAUUAAAGAAGCUUAUAAAUACAAGGACGCAGUUUUUUAUGUAUAUUAUCCAGCCUACACUUAUCGAGUUUCACAUGUUGUUUAUUACCGCGAAAUUAUUUGGAGUUGGCGACAUAAUAUAAACUCUUCUUUUUGUUAUGUUAUAGCUAACUACACUUAUAAAGGCCAAAAUGCACUGUUUGCUAAUGUCGUUCUCGUUUCCAGGAAUAAUGGAGAGAAUAUAAUUAACUGUCCAGACCUCAAAAAAGAGAUAAAAUCGACUUAUAAAAGUUUAAAGUUGGCCCAUGAAGAUAGUGAAACAAUAUCAGAAGAUCAACUGGAAUUUUUUCAACUUCUCGCAGAAAUAUUUAACAUCAAUCUUUUAGGAACAGAUAAUCAACCACAAACACAACAAUCACCAAUAGUAUCAAAUAAUGGAACACAACAAUCACCAACAGUAUCAAAUAAUGGAACACAACAAUCACCAACAGUAUCAAAUAAUGGAACAAGGGUUUCUACAGCUGAGGGACAAUGA